UCCGAGGUAAUUGUUUGCCUUCACACCCACCUUAGCUACACUCUGCCGUUCUAUGCUCUCUGCUAAAAAAAAUUAUCUUUUUUCAUUUCGUGAUUUACAUGUUCAUCUGGGGAUGAAACUCUCUAUCAUUUUGGAUCUUGAUCUAGGGUAUAAGAAUUUUUAGCUCUGGGGUAUCGGUGAUUGAAACAAUUAGGUGUCUAUAUUCCUUGGUUGGUUGGUGAGGGUGGAAUACAUGUCUGAAUCUGAAAUUUUGUUUGAUUUGGGGGUUUGAGGGAAUUAUAGGACAUGGAUUGUAUAGGGCAUUCUUCUGAAUCAGGGUCUGGAGUGUAUGCUGCUCCAUCAGUAGAGAAUGGAGUUUUUGGUGGAGAUGGGAGGUCCUGUAAGCAAGCUUCCCCUCCAAGGGGUGGUGGGUCUAGGAAUACUAGCCCAAUGGGUCGGGCCGGGUCCAGGAACACGAGCCCUUCGCGGCAGAAGGUUGUUAAGACCAAGCCUAGGGGUUUGGAUGAGGAAACACUCGCCACAUUUGGGAAGGCAGUACAUGCUGAUGUUCAAAUGGAGGAUAAUAUAUGGGCAAUGUUGCCUGAGGACUUGUUGCAUGAGAUCUUAGCUAGGGUUCCCCCCUUUCUGAUUUUCCGGCUUCGAUUGGUUUGUAAACGGUGGAAUUCGCUGCUUCAAGAUAGUAGUUUUCUCAAAUUCCAUUCCAGUGUGCCAUCACAUGGGCCGUGUCUCCUUACCUUCUGGAAGAACACGCAGACCCCGCAGUGUUCAGUCUUCAGCUUGCCGUUGAAAACUUGGUAUAGGAUACCUUUCACAUUCUUGCCACAGUGGGCGUUCUGGUUAGUUGGCUCUUCUGGUGGUCUUGUUUGCUUUUCUGGGCACGAUGGGCUAACUUUUAAGACCCUGGUGUGUAAUCCCCUAACUCAAACUUGGAGGGCAUUGCCUAGCAUGCAUUACAAUCAUCAAAGGCAACUGAUAUUGGUUGUUGAUCGGGUGGAUCGGUCAUUUAAAGUGAUAGCCACGAGUGAUAUUUACGGUGACAAGUCAUUGCCAACUGAAGUUUAUGACUCAAAGACAGACGGUUGGACAGUUCAUCAGAUUAUGCCAGCAGUUAAUCUCUGCUCUUCAAAGAUGGCAUAUUGUGACUCCAGAUUGUACUUGGAAACCCUUUCACCGCUUGGUUUGAUGAUGUAUAGACUAGACACAGGUCACUGGGAACAUAUUCCGGCUAAGUUCCCGCGAUCUUUGCUGGAUGGUUAUUUGGUUGCUGGUACCCAGAAGCGUCUUUUUCUUGUUGGCAGGAUUGGCCUUUAUAGUACUCUACAGAGUAUGAGGAUUUGGGAAUUGGAUCACACCAAAAUUACAUGGGUGGAGAUUAGUAGGAUGCCCCCAAAGUAUUUCCGUGCUUUAUUGAGAUUAUCAGCAGAGAGAUUUGAAUGCUUUGGGCAGGACAAUUUAAUCUGCUUCACGUCUUGGAACCAAGGAAAGGGCCUUCUGUAUGAUGUGGAUAAAAAGAUCUGGUCUUGGAUUGGUGGGUGUGCUCUGCAGUCAUACAACAAUCAAGUUUGUUUCUAUGAGCCAAGGUUUGAUGCUUCUAUCUACUAAGCUAGAGUCUUAUGACAUGAUGUCAGAUGUACAUCAACAUUUACAAAACUGAGGUUUACCAGUGAUUUUCUUCUUGAUGUGUUUACUUUGCAAUGACAUUCUCUCUAACCAUUCAUAAUGUUGUUACCUCCUCACAAUUGGCUGAUUCGUUUAUCAGUUAAAUAUCUUACAAGUUGCAAUGAACAGCAUGCCUGACUAAAUACUGGUUCAGCUCCAUGGACAGAUUUUUGUGAAUGGAAUUGAAGAUGAAACAUAAUGCAAGAGGUAGUGUAACAGUGUGACUGGGAUAUGAAGCUGAUGUACACUGUUGAAGAAAGAUUAUAAACUUCUACAUAAGGGUAUCAAUGUUUUAAAGGGGGUAUGUAGCUGAUGAUGCUCAGGGUACAUUUUUAUGGAUCCAU
Messenger RNA from Cajanus cajan (pigeon pea), 2003 nucleotides. Its product is annotated as Galactose oxidase/kelch repeat superfamily protein. Gene Ontology annotation, molecular function: protein binding. The record is from RefSeq and is a predicted model, not a curated record. Lineage: Eukaryota; Viridiplantae; Streptophyta; Magnoliopsida; Fabales; Fabaceae.